This is a messenger RNA of Clunio marinus, 528 nucleotides long. NCBI's taxonomy places the organism in Eukaryota, Metazoa, Arthropoda, Insecta, Diptera, Chironomidae. The record is from the annotation of a GenBank genome assembly.
AUGAUUGAAAAACGUUUGGAACAACAACAAACAACGGCAAAUGACAAAGACAACGCAAAAAAUGUUUUGGAAUCAAAUCAUACUACAAACUUGGCAUCGAAAACAUCUUUUAAAGCUUUACCUAAAGCUCUUGUGAAUGAAACAUUAAAACCUGAUGUGAAACAAGUGUUGGAUCAGAAGCAAGAGGAUGAUAAAAAGCAAGCGAUUGUUAUGAAAAACAAUAAUAAAACUUCACCCAGCAAGGCGAAUACAAACGUUACAAACGAAAGUGAUGAUGAUGACAGCGUUUUCAUAAAUGAAAACAAACCAAAGAAAGGAAACAAGGCAACAACAAAAACAAGCAAUUUGAAUGUUUUACCGGCAUCAUUGAAUGCUUCAUCAGUAACGUUGAAUAGUUUAAAUGUUUCAUCAUCAAAUACCAAAGCAGUGGCUCCAGCUGCAGCACAGAUUCACAACAGUCGCGAUUUAAACGUCAAAAGUGAAACAGUCGUCAGUUUGAGAGUAAAUUUUAGUAGAAAAAUAAUUUAA